AUGAAAGUAUCAAAGAAUCACGUUAAAAAGUCUGCAGGAAACAGGACAAAGAAGCUUAACCGGGAAAACAUUUUAAAGCACCAGUUAAGCAGACUUGGCCGAGCUGGUGGUCUGAGAGAUUUACGUUUCGGGGCCAAAGAUAAGCAUAAAAGUGAAGACGAGAAGGCAUUGCAAAGGCAUAUUGUCGAAAGGCUGCGUCAAUUAGACGAUGUCGGAUUCGAGUACGACGAGGACGAUCCAAUGAACAAAGCUGCUUUCGGUGGUGACGUGAUUGGCAGAGCAACUCGCAUGAGGUUAGAUGAGAAGGCCGAUGGUGGCAUUCAAGCUGAUGUUGUGGAGGAGCAAUUCUUUGGUUCUGCUCAGAACGGCAACUUUAGGGAUGCGCUAUCAACGAAAAUUGCCGAAUCUAAACUAAAGAAGUUGAAACGUGUAGAAGAGAAUGAAGAACAACGAGAACGGUUGAAAAUAGUAGAUAUUGCUUGGUCCCGCAAUAUACGAUUCAUGCUAGAACAUUUAUCAUCAUUGAAAGUUCCUAUGCCUCGUGGUUCGAAUAGGGCAUUGGAUAAUCGUAAAUCCGUUUCGCAGUGGCUGGAACAACUGACUUCUGAUAGGCGUAUUCCACCGGUGGAUGCAAAGCCAACUUCCACGAGUGAGGAAAAGCUUUUGGAUAAUCUCAGGUCCACUCUAGAAAACCGUCUUGCAUCAUCGCCAGCGACAGAAUCAACAUCACGCGGUGUAGAUGACGUGGAUAGACCGGCAAAAGUUGUAGGCUAUCUUCUACGCGUAUUACUUCGAAUGUCUGAGCAUGAAGAGGCUGUAGUGGUCUUUGUGGCCAACGAGCUGCGGAAUGCCACUUUCCCGAGUCUAAACAAUGUCAUUCAUAACCUUUUCCUUGUUGAACUGUUGAUGGAGCGUUUCCAGUCAAAAUUCGCGGUGGGCCAGAAACAUUCCAUUGCCGAUAGUUACAGGUCUACUUGCAUACGCGUGCUAUGUCCUGAGCUUGUUUUUGCGCUGACUCGAAUGUUUCGUCUUGCAUCAUCGCCGGUCGCCAACAACUCUACCCUCCCACUUCUCAUUAUUCGAGGGGAUAUGGCGACUGUACCAUUAGAGGAAUACUGCAAUUUGGAUCUGAAACUUUCCGAUUCAUCCGCGGUCAUACCUAAGAGCCGCACACCUCUCAUCCAGUUGGCAUGCCUACAUCGCAUGUUGUGCUUAUCCACAAAUCUUCACCAAGCCCUUAGCAUUCUUCUCCCCAGUUGUGUAUGCUCUCUACUGUUUGCACCGAUGCGACAACUGCUUAUUUCUUUGCAUGCGGACCGCUUCCCUGCAGAACUGCGGGUGCGUUUGACGGAUUUGCUGCUUUCUAUGCAGUCACUGGCUCAGAUGGGAACCCCGAAACCUCUAGUGCCCAAGGCACGCCUUGCCAUUCUUUCUUCAGAACGACCGGAAGAUUCGCGUGCCUUGAAGAAGUUCGGUUUGUUGCCACAACUGGAGCCUCGCUUCGAAGAGAAGUUGCAUCUCCGUCGCACUAAAGCAGACUCCAAACGCACUCUGCUAAGGAAGGUCGCUCGUGAAAGACGUGGAGCGAUGCGCGAACUUCGCCGUGACGGCCAAUCACUGGCCUCGCAUCAACUCAAGGUUACUAAAACAAGUGACGCUAUGCGAAUCCAAAAGACACAGGCUAUUUUGAAUUCCCUGCGAACAAUUGAAGAUUGA
Messenger RNA from Dicrocoelium dendriticum, 1716 nucleotides. Lineage: Eukaryota; Metazoa; Platyhelminthes; Trematoda; Plagiorchiida; Dicrocoeliidae. The record is from the annotation of a GenBank genome assembly.